Epithele typhae is the source of this 1899-nucleotide messenger RNA. RefSeq lists its product as uncharacterized. The coding region runs from base 1 to 1899 and encodes 632 amino acids. The record is from RefSeq and is a predicted model, not a curated record. Lineage: Eukaryota; Fungi; Basidiomycota; Agaricomycetes; Polyporales; Epitheliaceae. Gene Ontology annotation, molecular function: protein binding. The transcript has a single exon.
AUGGCCACCGUCGACACCCUGCCCUUUCCUGCCUUCGCGCGCUCCAUCCCUGCUGCCGAUCGUGCUUCACUUUCAGGGCUUUCGGACGAUGCCAUUCGUGAAUGGGUCGUAGCCAAGGCGGAGGAGUACCGCGAGAUCGCACUCUCUCUGCUAUCUCUCCACAACUCAAUCGCACCGAUUCAUCGCGCUUUCCCAACGGAACUCCUCUCUGAAAUCAUUUCAUACUGUUGGGACGACAUGCGCAGUGUGCGCCUUAUGCACGUCUGCCGUCUCUGGCGCGCGACAGCGCUCAAGACCCCGCGACUGUGGGCCGAAGCCGUCGCAGCUCCCGGUAACCAGCUCACGUUCAACAAGGCCAGGAUCGAGGCGCAGUGUCAACACCUGGAGGAGAGCCGCAUCUCGUUUGCGGCUACUGCGAUAGAACUAUCGUGUCCGGAACCGCUGCGCCUCAAAAUUCAUUUUCUCCCCAAUGGUCUAUCCCAGACACUCUCGUCGCACACCUCCCGACUCGUCGAUUUGUUCGUCCGCCUCCAAAGCGCCGCGCAGCUCAACUCACUAUGCGUACUUCUUGCGAACGGCGUACCCAACCUCGACGUUCUCGGUAUCGCAUUCCCAGGAUAUACAGGGAUGUACCGAGAGUGGCUGGGGCCGGGAGUAAGACACCGCCACGACGACACCGACGAUCAAGGCGACCCACGGAACCUCUCCAAGGAACUUAUCAGUUGGAGCUCAGGUGUUCAAGGUCUGAUCGCAGACACUCCUCGUCUCCGGGCGCUUCGAUGUGUUCCGAUCGAUCUCGUGUCUCACUUUGCUUGCCCCAGCGUACGCGACAUGUGCAUCACUCCCGCGGUAUUCAACCCGCAUCACUUGGAGGGCUUCGUUCACGCGUUGAAGAACACUCCGGACCUCACGCGCCUCGAUCUGUGCAUGGAGAGAGGUUCCCGGAUGGAACCAGACCGUGACGCACCUGGGUGGGCGGUCAAUCCCGUCGACCUUCCGGCGCUGCGGACGUUGGUCGUCAACCUCCACUUCAACGAAGACGCGGUACAGUACCUGGAUCUCAUCUCCAUUUCGUCCUCCGUCAGAGUCAACCUCAUAGGAGAUGAACUUUUGAACCUCGUCAACCUCCCUUCUCGCCACACUCCGUUCAUCCCAUCUCGAAUACACUCCGCAAGCACCGUCCACAUCUGCGACUCUUACGACAAGUGGGAGAUUCCCACCGCCGUCGUCUCAACGUCGAAGGACGACGAGGAGCUCAUCCGCUUCACUCUCUCCAUCGACCUGCCGGACACAACACCCUAUCUCCCCUCGUUCGACCUCAUCGAGACCUUCGACACCGGCGCGUACAUUACUCACCUCGUCUUCCACCAAAACUGGGCGACGAAGACUGCCGAAAGCAGUCCGUCGGAGAUCUUCUGCGCGUUCCCGUACCUCACCUCGCUCGACCUCGCCGGCCCCCGCGCGCACCGCGUCAUCAAGGCGCUCCAGCACCUGGACGACGACUACGCUCCCGACGCGCUCGUGUGCCCGCGGCUGAAGACGCUCAAGAUCGCGUUCGGGCUGAACCUCGGGGACGACCAGUCGGCGCCGCGCAAGGCGUGGGCGGCGCUGAGGGCGCGGCCGGCAGGGUGGGAGGAGACGGUGCUCCGCACGAUCCCGGCACGGGUUGCGGCCAUGGUGAAGCCGCUGGAGCACCGCGCGAAGCGGGGGCUCCGGUUGGCGCGGCUGGAGUGGGAGGACCGGGAGUGGGACCCGACGUUGAGGCUGGAGUUCCCGCCGUCGGCGGUGGUGGGGACGUACGUUCCGGGCCCUGGGUCGUUUGAUCAGGAGGAGCUCGAGAAGCUGGUGGACGGGCCGGUCGUCUUUGGGGGAUUUACGUACCAAGAGAUUGCUGAGUAG